GGAGGACGGCACUUCGCACCCGCUCCCUAAGCUUGGCCCCGCCUCCGUUGCUCGGUCCCGGAGGCCGGGCGGGGUGAGUCGAGUGAGUGCGCAGGCGCCUCGCGGCUGGGCAGGGCUGACCGCGGGCCACGUGCAACCGCCCCGCCCACCAGCUACUCCACCAUGGGUUCCUGCGGGACUGUGGGUCCUGUGCGUGCGCGCUACCUCGUGUUCUUCCAGUAUUUGGGCACGGACUUCAAUGGGGUCGCGGCCGUGAGGGGUAAUCAUCGCGCUGUUGGGGUGCAGAACUUCCUGGAGGAGGCCGCCAAGCGCCUGAACUCCGUCGAGCCCGUCAGGUUUACUAUCUCCAGCCGCACUGAUGCCGGAGUGCAUGCCCUGAGCAACGCGGCGCACUUGGACAUUUGUCGCCGCUCAGGUCUGCCGCCUUACUCCCCGGAGGUCGUGACCCAGGCCCUCAACACCCACCUGAAGCACCGCGACAUUCGCGUACUGAAGGCCUUCCGAGUGCCCAGUGACUUCCAUGCUCGCCGUGCAGCCACCUCCAGAACCUACCUAUACCGUCUGGCCACAGGCUGCCCCUGGCCUGAUCAGCUGCCUGUGUUUGAGCAGAAUGUAUGCUGGGCUCUCCAGACAAAGUGCCUGAAUGUGGCUGCCAUGCAGGAGGCUGCCCAGCACCUCGUUGGGACACAUGAUUUCAGUGCUUUCCAGUCUGCUGGCAGCCCAACCACAAAUCCCGUGCGCACACUACAAAGAGUCUCUGUGUCUUCUGGUCCAGCCAGCCCAUUUGUCCUCCCCCAGGAGAGCAGGAAGCUGCAGUUCUGGACGCUGGAGUUUGAAAGCCAGUCUUUCUUGUAUCGACAGGUGCGGAGGAUGACGGCCGUGCUGGUGGCUGUGGGGCAAGGGACUCUGACACCUACACAGGUGAAAGCCAUUCUGGAGAGUCACGAUCCCUUGGGCAAGUAUCAGACUCGAGUUGCCCCAGCCCGUGGCUUGUUCUUGAAGUCAGUGCUAUAUGAUGAUUUCGGUCCUACAUCCUGAGCCCUGUAAGGUCUAAUGUGGAAACCAGCUGACUGUACCUUCAGUGGAGGUGAAGAGCCAAACAGCAGACUGUCUGGCUGUCAGCCUUACUCAACGUUUACUGCACUCAGCAGAGAUUAACCCACAGCUCUGUGGGGCUCUGGUAGUCCUGCCUACCUUCCUGCAGCUCCCACCUCCCCAGUCUGUCCACCGUGGACAUCACUUUGUCACUAAUGAUGGGGUGCCAGGCAGAAAACAGCUGUAAGCACCCAGGUAGCUUCUGAUUCUGCUUUCCUGGGAGCCCCAUCUUCUAGGGACAAGGGAGUAGGAAUAAAAGGCAUAGAGUAAAAAAAGGCCUGUUUAUUACUGUAGCCAGCCUGUGACAGAUCUGUCUCAGGGCACCCACUUCCCAAAGCCAAAGUCCUGGUCCUUCUGCUGGGCAAACAGGAGACAGAGUGGUGGGUUACUGAGGUUGCAGGUCAGCUGGGUGCCUGAGGAAGGCCAUUCUUGAGCAGUGCUGUGAGGAAGCUUCCCAGCUCUUCAUCCUAGAAGAAGGGGAAGCACAGUUACCCACGGACAACCUAAUGCCAAGGAAGUGAGCCCCAGGCAAACCACUGACACCCAUCUUCCUUACCUGGUAGGUCCAGGAGACCAAUAGUACCUUAGUACCAGGGUCCUCCGAGUGAGCAGCAGCCUGGAUAAGAAUGGACUCCACAGUCACAGAGCCAUCAGGAAGGUGCUGUACACAGUGGUCCUUGAGGGUGCUAUAGAGAGGCACAGUAAGAUCCCUGCCUCACCCUGCCUGUAGGGGAAGGGGCAAGGCCAGGGCGCACCUCUUGAGGUGACUGUACACACGUAGGGCUGUUUCUUGCUCCUUGCGUGUGUCCUGCAGGUGCACACGACAGGUGAAGCGCAGUUGGUGCUCAGCCAGGCCCAACUCUUUGAGGGCUUGCUCUGAGGAUACCAGCCGGAAACUCUGUGGGACAAGGGCAAGCUGGUCAGAGGAAGUAUGAAUGCUACCCCCCUCCACCACGUUUUACACACUUACAUUGUCUUUCAUGAUUAGUGUGCCAUGCAAGAGCCGAGGCUUUUUGGCCUCAGGGAGCAGUCCUGUGAGUAAAGGAAUACUGUAGUCAACACAAACCACCAAUUACCUGCCUCUCUCGGCCCGUGCCCCAGUCUCCCCUUCAUACCCUGCACCAUCUCCCGCUUCAGCAGUCCCAGGGAGAUGCCUACAGGAAUGCUGGGGCUUGUGGGCAGCGUCACUGUCUCGCCAUUGGCUGGCAUGUAG
Messenger RNA from Myodes glareolus (Bank vole), 2308 nucleotides. It is a transcript of the gene Pusl1, whose product is annotated as pseudouridine synthase like 1. NCBI's taxonomy places the organism in Eukaryota, Metazoa, Chordata, Mammalia, Rodentia, Cricetidae. The record is from RefSeq and is a predicted model, not a curated record. Gene Ontology annotation, molecular function: RNA binding; pseudouridine synthase activity. Gene Ontology annotation, biological process: tRNA pseudouridine synthesis.